Colletotrichum aenigma is the source of this 2646-nucleotide messenger RNA. It is a transcript of the gene NSP5-1, whose product is annotated as Nitrile-specifier protein 5. Gene Ontology annotation, molecular function: transmembrane transporter activity; protein binding. The transcript has 6 exons. NCBI's taxonomy places the organism in Eukaryota, Fungi, Ascomycota, Sordariomycetes, Glomerellales, Glomerellaceae. The coding region runs from base 1 to 2646 and encodes 881 amino acids. Gene Ontology annotation, biological process: transmembrane transport. The record is from RefSeq and is a predicted model, not a curated record.
AUGGCGAAGAUAUCUGCUCUCUGGACUCGUAUUGCCUCUGGUGAUCGCCUUCGCCGGUCUUCUCAGGCGGUGUCGGUUCUCGGCGGCCGCGCUUACGUCUUUGGUGGCGAGCUUGUUCCCAGAGAGCCAGUCGACAAUCAGGUUGACGUCGUCGAGCUGAAAGAUCCUCAAGGGUCAGCAGAUAUUCGUACGAUUCCGGUUCCUGCUACAGCUCCUUCUCCGCGCGUUGGGUCCCCAAGCGCUGUCUUGAACGAUGCGCUAUACAUCUUCUCCGGCCGUGGUGGUCUCGCGAUGGAACCCAUUGAGGAGAAUGGAUGCGUUUGGCGUUACAUCCCAUCCAAAAACACAUGGGACUUGAUCGAGCCCGCCGGAGACAAGUCUGCCACCUUUCCUGCUGGACGCAGCUACCACUCCGUUGCGUCUGAUGGUGUUGAUAAUGUUUAUGUCCAUGCUGGCUGCCCGGAAAAGGGACGUCUGGCUGAUCUCUGGCGUUUCACUCAGACGUCUAAGAGCUGGACCCAGCUUCCUGACGCACCGCCGCCAGCGCGUGGAGGACCCUCAAUCACGUACCACGACGGCAAGCUCUAUCGGAUGAACGGGUUUGAUGGAAAGACCGAGCAGGGCGGGUCCGUAGACAUCUUUGACUGUGCCUCUCAGACUUGGACUACGGUUGCCUUCGCUCCGGACGGUAUCAGUGGUCCUGAAUCCCGUAGUGUCUCGGCCUUGGUCACCGUAAGGGUCCAAGAGAAGACCCAAAUUGUCACUAUGUUCGGAGAGCGGGACCCAAGCUCCCUUGGUCACGCCGGAGCCGGGAAGAUGUUGGCUGAUUUUUGGGCAUUUGAUGUGGAGGAACAGACGUGGGAAAAGGUCGAAACGCAAGGUGAUCAUCCUGAUCCCAGAGGAUGGUUCGAUGCCGAUGUUGCACAGAACUCCGUCAUCGUUCAUGGUGGGCUGGCGGAGGAUAAUUCGAGACUUGGCGAUUUGUGGAAGCUGAAAUUUGUCUACCUAUUCGAACCAUCCUGGGCCCGUGAUGCUGACAAGAGUGACAAAAAUGACCAGCAUCACUUUCAGACCGACAGGUUCCGGAAACACAACAGCUCAUCGACUGAGAUCCAGAAACUGAAGCAGGUCGAGACUUCACGAUCCACCUUUGACUUUGACGAGCAGGCACAAGCAAGAGACGCGGCUCUUUACAGAAAUGGCCAACUUAUUCUGCAACCCGCACCGACGAAGGACCCGCGAGAUCCCCUCAAUCUUCCUAUCUCUCGCAAGCUCCUAGGAACCUUCUGCCUCUGCUGUUUCGGCGCAUUGGCUGCGGCAGCUGAGCUGAUUCUGGGUGCUAUGCUCCCAGUUUUUGCUGUGGAGUACGCUGGUCUCGAUCCGAAGAUUCUCAAAGAUUUGACGUCUAAUGGAGGCCUUCCCGCCGGGACUGACCCUUUGAAGAUUCUCUCCAGCUUCCCUGGGGCACCACCAAUUUUCCACGUCUAUCUCUUGGCAUCCCUUCCCGUGUUGGUUAUCGGACUCUCCAAUCUUUUCCUGGUACCGUUGGCCAUUUCAGUCGGCCGUCGCCCGGUGGUACUCAUUACUGGUGUUCUCGCCAUCAUCGGUGCCUUGUGGGCUGGGGCCAGUCAAUCUCUACCAUCGCACUUACUGGCUCGUUGCUUGCAAGCCCUGGGCGCUGGUACUGUCGAAAGUUUGAUCCCUUUCAUCAUCCAGGAUAUGGUCUUCGUCCAUCAACGUAACGCUUGGAUCUCCGGUAUUUUCGCGGCCCAGGGUCUGAUCAUCAUCGUCCUCGGAAUCGCGGCUCCGUACAUGAUCAUCAACCUCAGCUGGAGAUGGAUGUAUUUCAUCACCGCGAUGGGUGCUGCCGUAUUCCUCGUUGGUGUCUAUUUCUUCAUGCCCGAGACUAGGUGGGAUCGCACACGUGCCGAAAUGAAUGGCGUCCCCCGGGAUGAGACCGGGCAGUUGCGUGAGCCUAGAACGUUUCGGUACAACAUCGCCAUGUUCCACGGCAAGAUGGAGUGGCGCAAGGGCUUUAACGCCUUCGUUGACACCCUUCGCACGUUCUUUUACCCUCAGAUUUUCUUCAUUACUAUGCUCAACAGUGUAAUGAUUGCAUGCGCCUUUGCGGCUGGAUACACCGUUGCUCCCGCUCUUCUGACCGCACCGUGGUCAUGGGAUUUCAUGAAUCUUGGACUUUGCCUCCUCCCUAUCCUUGUCGCAGCCGUCGCAGUGGCAUUGGUGACUGGCAAAGCUGCCGACUGGAUGGCCAACCGCCUCGCAAUGAAGCGUGGUGUCAGAGAGCCCGAGAAUCAGCUCAUCAAUCUCAUCAUCCCGACCCUCGCUGGCAUUAUCGGAGCCGUCAUUUUCGGUUUGGCCGGCUCAAACCAGGCGAACUACUCCUGGGUCACGUUCCUGACAGGCUUGGGCUUGAUGGCUUUUGGCUUCUUGGGUGCCAACUCCAUCGGCGCAGUGUACGUGUUGGAAUGUUACCCCCAUCUUGCUGGCCCUGCAUUGGUAAACAUCGCCUCUUUCAGGGCUUUAUUGGCCUUUGCACUGUCAUUCAAGAUCUCUGAUUGGGUUGUCGAAAUGGGAUACUUCCAUUCGAUGAUGAUCUAUACCGGGCUGAUCGCCGCGUUCGCUUAG